UCUGUAAGUAUCACAUCCUGUGUGGCUGGAAACUCUGGACUAAGGAAGGGCUGGUGACUUUCAAAAGAUGAAGACAAGUAGAAAAUUCUACAGGACUGUGUGACAGCCCAGAGUCACCACCUCCCGGGAGUUUGUGAGCACUCGGCUGGAACCAGCAGGCUGGUCCACGGGCACAGUGCUAGUGGCACCAUCAUAUCACAACCCAUGGCCAAUCAGACCAUCAUAGUUCUGACACCAAAUGGCAUCAACUUUCCCAAAACAGAGGAUCCCAAAGCCACCAACCAGAGGCAAGACAGCCUAGAGAAACAUCUAAAGGCAGAUGUCAAAAUUCUUGGGACCAUCCAGAUCCUGUGUGGGGUGAUGGUGUUGAGUUUGGGAAUUAUUUUGGUAUCUGUUCCCUCUUCUCCACAAUUUGCCCCGACGCUUUCUGCCCUGUUGAAGGCUGCUUACCCAUUCAUAGGAGCCUUGUGUUUUGUCAUUUCUGGAAUUCUAUCAAUCAUCAUGGAGAAAAGGUCAACUAAGCCUUUGGCUCAGAGCAGCGUGGCUGCAAACAUUCUGGGUUCUCUGUUUGCUCUUAUGGGUUUUAUUCUCCUCUCAGUCAACCUGGCUGCUUUGGAUCCUGCCUUUUGGAAGUGCGAAUUGAACAAAGAGGACAAAGCACCUAUAGGGGAUUACUUUUACCAUUAUAUGCACCCAUAUAUUAAGAAUGAAUGUUUUAUGGCCAAAAAUACUCUGGCUGGAACUCUGUCUGUGAUGCUAAUUUGCACGGCGCUGGAGUUCUGCCUGGCCGUGCUCGCUGCUGUGGUUUGGUGGAAAAAGGCUCACUCCAACUUCACUGGGAGUGUGCUUUUCUUGCCUCAGAGUUACAAGAAUAAACCCUUGGCAAAACCCUUAAAUGCAUCUUCUGACCCUGGAUAUGAAGAACUAUUGACUUCUUAGGAGAAAUAUUCAUCAGGAAUUUGGUUUUAUGAUGUAAUAUAAAAACGAACCAAAGAAACUCAACUCAAGAAAGCAAAUUUUGAAUUCCUGAAAUGUAGGCUUUUAUAUAAUGAACACUGAAAAUAUAUAUCUUUGUUUUCUUGUUAUUGAAUAUAUGUGUUCAAUGGGGGUCUCUUCAUUUGCCAUUAGGCAAAGUGUAAAUGUGUAAAUUAUCAUUGCCUAGACUGCCAAACAGACAUUUACCAAGAAAGUAGACAGAACUCUGAUUCGGGGUCAUGGUGAAGUAAAGGAGACAACCCCUUCUUGUCCUCCUUAAUUGUCAAUGGGAGUUCACCGAGUAAUGGUGGUGUUCAGACUCUUUCAUGGUAGACACUAGUGUUGCAUCACACGAUUAUCCUCGUUAUAGCCUGCAGACAAGCCCCCCACAAUUAAGUCUCAGGAGCUAUGUGAGUAACUAGCUUCAAAAUAAAAUCUUUAUUCAAUUUC
Lontra canadensis (Northern American river otter) is the source of this 1425-nucleotide messenger RNA. Its product is annotated as membrane-spanning 4-domains subfamily A member 6A-like. Gene Ontology annotation, biological process: cell surface receptor signaling pathway. Gene Ontology annotation, cellular component: trans-Golgi network; plasma membrane. Bases 205 to 939 code for a protein of 244 amino acids. The transcript has 7 exons. NCBI's taxonomy places the organism in Eukaryota, Metazoa, Chordata, Mammalia, Carnivora, Mustelidae. The record is from RefSeq and is a predicted model, not a curated record.